Molecule: messenger RNA, 1074 nt
Organism: Sungouiella intermedia
Lineage: Eukaryota; Fungi; Ascomycota; Pichiomycetes; Serinales; Metschnikowiaceae
Source: the annotation of a GenBank genome assembly
AUGAAGUUUUCAGGAUUUGCAGCUACUGGUCCAAAGGACUUCACUGGUGUAAAGAAGGUUACGUACGAACCAAAGCCAUUUGGAGAUUAUGACAUUGACACCAAGAUUGAAGCCUGCGGAGUUUGCGGAUCUGACUGUCUGACCUUAAGUGGAGAAUGGGGCGACUACAAUACGCCAUUGGUUGUUGGUCACGAAAUUGUUGGUGACGUUGUUGCGGUGGGACCAAAAGCGAAGACCGGUUUGAAAGUUGGUGACAGAGUGGGUGUUGGAGCGCAGUCCUUUGCAUGUUUAGAAUGCAAAGUCUGUGAAAAACAUCAUGAGAACUACUGUCCAGAUCAAGUCGACACCUACAAUGGAUACUACAAGGACGGCGUCCAGUCCCAGGGUGGAUAUGCUUCACACGUGAGAACCCAUGAACAUUUUGUGUUCAAAAUCCCACCCCAGCUUGCUAGUGAACUGGCAGCGCCUUUGAUGUGUGCUGGAAUCACCACAUAUGCGCCAUUGAAACAAUUUCUCGACCUGCAAACUGAAAAGACAGGUCUCAAAGUCGGAGUGGUUGGUCUAGGUGGUCUUGGCCACAUCGCAGUGAUGUUUGCCAAAAAGAUGGGCUUCGAGGUGCAUGUAUUCUCCAGAGGAGACCUGAAGAAAGCUGAUGCGCUUAAGAUGGGUGCAGACUUCUAUCACGACUCUAGCUCUCCUGACAUGGGUAAAGAUAUUCGCUUCGAGCUCGACUUAAUACUUUCCACGGCCAAUGUGUCCAGUAUUCCAUUGGCUGGAUAUUUGAGCACUCUCAAGGUCUUCGGAAAGUUUAUCACUUUGGGGUUACCUCCACAUCCAUUUUCGUUGAAGGCAUUUGACCUUUUGGCAAAUGGAGUGUCUCUUGGAUCUUCUCAUUUGGGAAAUAGAGAAGAGAUGAUUGAAAUGCUCCAGUUUGCAAGUGAUCAUGGAAUUAAGCCAUGGGUAGAGAAGUUGCCCAUCAGCAAGGAUAACGUUGAAAAAGGCUUGCAGAACACCAGCAAGAGCAAGUGCCGGUACCGUCUUGUGUUCACCAACUUCGAAAAGGAGUUUGAGUAG